GCUUCUUAUUGUAAAUGAACUUGAGGAUGAAGAGACAAUGAAGUCCUGUUUUCUUGGCCAAUUGCAAAGCUUAACCCAGAAACUUGAGGCUCUUCCAAAAGAGAGUUUUUCCAUGCAGAGUAACAUGGCCAGAAGGCAGAUGGAGUAUGAUGUAGGCCGAGUAAGGGACACAAUGCGACAGAGGCUGGGGACGUACAAAGAAAUAGCUGCCCGUUAUGAAGCAAGGAUUCAGAGGCUUAGGAAAAUUGACAAAGAGAUUGUGCAACUACAAACACGGCAGGACCAGCUGGAGAGAAUCCUACAGGACGAUCUUCAAGAAUCAAAACGUGACUCUGGAAGCUGUGAUCAUUAUGACCCAAAUGCUAAUACUGAAAGCCGGGAAAGUGGUGUCUCUGGUGCAAAUGAUGGCAAUAACAAUGAUGAUGCUAAUGUUGGAGGUGGUAACAAUGGUUUCAAUAGCUCGCGAUAUCCAUGCGAUAGUGGUAUUCUACCAGAUGUCGACAACAAAGGCUCAUCACAAGAGAAUGUAACAACUAAGUCACGUAUGGUCACUACCUCCACGCAGACAACCGAAGAUUUCAUGGAUCCGUAUAUGCACCUUACUGGAGACAAUGCCUACCCUCGUCCAGGCCAACAUAGCAUGGGCGUGCCAUUGAAUGCUGAGAUGUACCAUGGGUCGUGGUCAUUCAUGCCUGGUGGGUUAGCCCAGCAGCACCGCCAUCCAGUUAAAUCAAACCUUGAUCAGGAUACAUCUAGCGUAAUGAGUUUCAACAGCUCAGCGGGCUCUGGCUCAACACCUAAUCAUAUGAUGGGCAGUAAGGUGGAGAUGAUGUAUUCUCUGCUGUCGAUGCUUGGAACACAUGAUAAGGAUGACAUGUCACGUACGUUGCUAGCGAUGUCAAGCUCCCAGGAUAGCUGCAUAGCCCUAAGACAAUCAGGUUGUUUACCUUUACUGAUCAACCUCCUGCAUGGUCCAGAGGACUCAUUGAUGGGAGAUCCAAGAGCAAGUAAGGAAGCACGCUCCAGAGCUGGAGCUGCAUUACACAACAUUGUCCACUCUCAUCCAGAUGAGAAGAAGAAAAAAGAGGAGGCAAAGGUGCUGAGGUUGUUGGAACAAAUCAGAUCAUAUUGCGACUUUUUACGAGAGUCGAAAGACGGUGUCAAGCGAAAUGCAGAAGUAGACCCAGCAUCACCAGUAUUUGAUCAUAAUCCAGCCCCAGCCGUAGCUACCCUCAUGAAACUGUCGUUUGAUGAGGAACACCGAAGUGCAAUAUGUCAGUUAGGAGGAUUAUUGUCCAUUGCAGAACUUUUGCAAUUAGAUUAUGAUGUCAACUCUAAGUCACCUGAUCAGUAUUGUUUACUCUUACGACGCUAUGCUGGCAUGACUCUAACAAAUUUGACUUUUGGAGAUGGUGCAAAUAAAGCUACUUUGUGUUCAAUGAAAGGUUGUAUGCAUGCUCUUGUUGCUCAACUGAAUGCUGACAAUGAAGACCUCACACAGGUCGCUGCCAGCGUUCUUCGGAAUCUUUCCUGGAGAGCAGAUAUUGCCAGCAAGCGUGUUCUGCGAGAAGUUGGCUCCGUCAUUGCACUGACAAAUGCCGCUUUGAUCGUUAAGAAAGAACCAACUUUAAAAAGUGUACUGAGUGCUCUGUGGAAUCUCUCGGCACAUUGCACUGAAAACAAAGCAGACAUUUGUGCUGUAGAAGGUGCCCUCAAGUUUCUUGUUAGUACAUUGACUUAUAAAAGCCCUUCUAGAACCUGGGCAGUUGUUGAAAAUGGUGGCGGUAUUCUGCGAAAUGUUUCAAGCCACAUUGCAACAAGUGAGGUGUAUCGUAAUAUAUUACGUGUUCAUAACUGUUUACAAAUUCUAUUGAAACAACUCAAGUCUUCAAGCUUAACCAUUGUAAGCAAUGCAUGUGGAACACUUUGGAAUCUGUCAGCCCGCUGCAAAGAUGAUCAGGAAUUACUGUGGAAAUUAGGUGCUGUUAAUAUGCUGAAGAAUCUUGUACAUUCCAAGCAUAAAAUGAUUGCAAUGGGAAGUUCUGCUGCCCUUAAAAAUCUAAUGGCUGCCAGACCAGACAUGUCCAGCCAUGAGGGCUCAAAAGACUCUACUCCUUCUUUACACAUCAGAAAGCAAAAGGCAUUGGUGGAAGAGAUUGACAAGAACCUUCGUGAUGCAUUCAGUAGCAUGAAAAAAACAAAUGAUAAGUCAGAAAAAGACAAUCAAUCCUGCGGAAAAGGAGGCAGAGGAAGGUUGGUGUACCCUAGAAACCAGUCUCACAAUAGACACCAUGCCGAUGCAAAAACAAAAGGACCAGUGUGGUUUCCAAGAGAUCCAAACAAACUAGAAACAAUGAAAUCACAGUCGCCACUUGAAUCAGGUUCACCAGAGAGUGAUAUUCACCAGGUGCAGCAAUCACCUGGCUCAUCAAGGCAUGACAGAAAUGAUUAUGAUACAGAUGAAAGUGGGAAAGACUCCUCUAGAGGAAGGAGAGAUGGCAGAAGACCAGAAGGUUCCAAAUUAGAAAGGAUGAUGAUGGAGGUGGCAAUGAAUGCUGGAAUCAAGAUGGAGAAUGAGCAAGAAGAAAUGAAUGCUGCUCGUCAGUUAGAAAAAGAUCAAACAUCAAUGCGGCCAAGUUCUGUGACAAAGAUCCAGCACAGUGGAUCUAACCUUACAAGUAGAUCUAAUUCAUUUUGUUUUGGCUUUGAUGCCAAUGGCCAAAAUUUCCAUGCAAGGAGACUUUCAAAUGACAGCAUCAACAGUAUUGCUAGCGAUGUAUAUCCAAUGGGUGCACAUGGAAGUCCUUAUGGAAGACAUCAUAUAGACCAUCAACUAGCAUAUGGUGCAGGUUAUCCACAUGAAGUCUUGGCACAGAAUCAUGCAGCAAUGAUUAAGAAGGUCACAGAUGAUGGUCUUGAACAAGAUAGAGACAUUACUAUCAAUUUCAGUCAGAAGUAUUCUGAUGAAAGUCUUGGCGGAGGACGGGCUCCUGCCAAGGAUGCAAAAGAAAAUGAAGAUCCUAGGACACAAAUCCAUCAUAUACCUUUGGAUAUGGCAAGGAAGUAUCAGUUAACUUUUUGCCAACAAAAUGAGGAUGAGAGACAUAUGUUCAAUAUAGGACCCAUGAACAACUCCCACUCAAGAAAUUUUAAUUAUUCGACUGGUUACAACAUGAAUCUUCCAGCCAAUGGACAACCCCCACAAGAACAAAAAUCAAGUAGUGUGGAGAUCAUUCGUGCACGACCAAAUCCAAAACUGCCUACUUUCCUAGGAUCGCAAGUUCCGUCAAAAAUGAGAGAACCAGCAAUACAAGGUGCUAGUAAGGUCCACUAUAACGAUGACGAGCAUGAACAGUUCUCUGCUACUGAUCAACCUACUGAUUACUCACAAAGAUAUGCAACAGAUAUGGAUGAGUCAACUUCUCCAGGGGUAAAUUUUAUCCAGAUGCCAUUUUCCUCGGGCACAAAUUCAAGUGUCUUUAUGGUAGCUGAAGGUUUACCAGAUGCUUUGAAUUCAAGUAACCAACAGAGUGAUUCAUGCAAAGAUGAAGAUAAAGUAGUUGCUCAGUCUCACACUAAAAAAGAAAUGUUCAAGGAUGAUAAAAAGAAAUUCUGUGUUGAGGACACACCAACCGUAUAUUCAAUGCGCUCUUCCUUAAGUUCCUUAAAUUUUGAUGAGCCAGGGAAAGAAGCAGACAUUUCUGUACAUGCUCCUCAAAGUGAAUCAUAUACACCACCAGAAUGCGAACAGCAUGAUGAGGAACAGAGAAUUGAAGGUGACACUGAAUCAGGAAUAACACAAGAUAGCAAGUACGAGAAGGACGAGAGGGAGGUACACUUUGUUGAGGAAACACCAUUGGUAUUUAGUAGAGCUAGCUCAACAAGCUCAUUAAGUAGCUUUGACAUGCCAUCCAUUUGUGAAGACCGCUCAUCAAUAUUUAGUGACAGCAGGCGAGCUAGUGAGGUUGUAAGUCCAAGUGAUCUUCCAGAUAGUCCAAGUCAGAGUAUGCCUUCUAGUCCAAAGCGAUGCAAAUCUGCAAUCUUAAAGAAAAAAGCUGCGAUUUCUGAACAAACAGUUAUAAAUACAGUUGCCAAAGCACCUCCCCCUCCUGAAUUACCAUACAAACCCACUUCGUUUGCUACUGAAGGAACCCCAAUGGAGUUUUCUUGUGCAACAAGUUUGAGUGGCUUGAGUAUUGAAGGAGAGGAGAAGAUCAAGAAAGAACCUGACUUGCCUCUUGUACGAUCAGAGGAAUUCAAUGAACAGGAAACUGAAUCACAGAUAACAACAGAUGAUACUGAAACUACAGAGGAAGAAGUUGCUGAAAUGUCUGAAAGAGAACAAAAUCUAUUGGAUGACUGUAUUCAGUCUGCCAUUCCUGCCAAAAAGGUUUCAGUCCGUCAAAAUAAAGUAAAACCCAAAGCUGGCAGCAAACUUGUGAAAAAUUCAAAAUCAAAGAAUGAUUUACUGUCACCAUCUAAUGAGGAACCAGAGGAUAUAUCACCUAAAGAUGUGAAAAAGAAUUACUGCACAGAAGACACACCACUUAUGUUGUCAACUCGAACAUCUCUAAGCGACCUGACAAUCGAUGAUUUUGAGAUCAAUGCAACAGCAGAAGGUCAGUUAGUUAUGCAGGAAGUGAAACAAUCUCAUGUUCAAGAGAAGAAACCUAAGGGGCUUCAAGAAAAUCAGUUAAGUACAAAGCAGGAAGAAGCAGUGUCAGAAUCGAAUUCUGUGUUGAGUGAGACAGAUGAUUCGAUUCUUGAGGCAUGUAUCAAUUCAGCAAUACCACCACCCAAACCAUCUAAAUUGAGACAUAACAGUUCUAGGGGGAAGUCAACUAGACUUGGGCCAAAAUCACGAAAUGUUGGACGACCAAGUGGUAUACCACGAAGGAGAAAUACUCCUCCAGAUAACAGACAUAGAAAUCAUUCUCCAAUACCUGAAGUUGAAUCUGAAAAUAGGAUGACAGCAGGUAAAGAAAGAGUACAAGCUUGGCAAAGUUCUCAAUCUGAUGCAUUGAUACAUUUUAAGACUGAGGGAACACCCAGUACAUAUUCAGCAGGAUCUGGUCUUAGUAAAUUGACAAUUGACUCCGCCCUUCAAGAAGAUGUUAUUAAUGGUAAUGUUGAGCUAAAUUCAAUAUCACAAUUUCCAAUUUCAUGUGCCACAAGUAAACAUAGCAUUCCAGCACCAAGUACAGAGAGAAGGCCUGCAUAUGGGGCUAGCCUUGGAGCAUCACCAAUAGACUCACCAAGAGUAUUUGGUAUUGAGGGCACUCCAAUAUCAUUCUCAAGGAAUGACUCCCUCAGCUCUCUUAGUUGUGAAGAAGAUGUUGACUUUUCUCAAGCUAAAAAGAAACUUUCUGCUGAAAAAACCACAGACGGAAAGUCUUCCAAUGAUUUAAAAUUUAUGAAGCAAAACUCUGCUGCAAUACAAAGUGAAACAUCAAAGAAUAUUGAAGUUUCAGGAAAACCAAUUAAUCAAAAGAAAUCAGAAUCAUCUGAAAUCUCAAACAGAAGAUCACGAAUAAAUUCUAUGGAUUCUUGCAAAAAGUUUUAUGAGGAGGGUACACCAUUUUGCUUUUCACGUAAUUCCAGCUUAAGCUCGCUGAGUGAUCCUGAUGAUUUGGAUGUUGGUGUGGAUGUAAAUCAAUCAGAACAAAAUGAACAACCAGAACAGCAGUAUACAACUACAUCUGGUAAAGACACACCACACAUGUUUGCCAUAGAGGGCACACCAGUGUGCUUCUCGCGUAACAGUUCUCUUAGUUCUCUAAGUAUGGAUGAAGAAACAGAAGCGGAACAAGCUCUUUUGGAUGCAUGUAUAAAUUCUGCUAUACCGCCAAAGACAACAAAGAAACCUAGCUCUAAGCCACCCAAACCUAGAGUCAGCACUUUGGCACAAAACCAGAAAGGAAAUGUCGCAUCUAGUCUUAGUGCUACUCAACAGUUAAUGGAGAAGAAAUCUGAAUCAACAACAAUGCAAGGAAAGGGACCUCGAAUAGUUAAACCAUCUGAAACUACUCCAAAGCAACCAGAGGUAAAGAGUAUUGUUGGUGGCAAAAAAACAUAUAAAAGUCCAAUUACAGGAAGAUCACGGUCCAUCACACCACCACGUUCAACAACACCUCCUAAAGCUGUUCCAAGUGUAGCAGUUCGGAAAAACACAGCCCAGAAGACACCAAUCAGUCGAUCCACUUCUUCAAGCAAACUACCAACGUCUACAUCACCUAUAUCUAAAUCAAAUAGUGGAGGGAUUGAAACUAAAACUAAAACAAAUAUGAACAAAGCAAAGCCAUUGGUGAAUAAACCUGGUAACAAGUCAAAUAGUGCUAAAACACUAGGUACAGCAAAGAGUCCUAGAACCGCAGUGUCAUCAGCACCAUUAAGAACAACUUCAGCACCUGCAUCUCGAACAGUGUCAGCUCCUGGGUCUAGAUCACAAUCACCUGCUUUGAACAAACAAACAGUUAACAAAAGAUCUAUCUCACAAAGUCCAGCUAGAAAUCUGGGUCGCAAUACUCCCCCUUUGUCAAGGAAUCAGUCAACGGCUAGAAGAGCAAGUAUUGACAGUAACUCAUCAACUAGUUCAAAUACAAGUGGGGUGAAGUCCAAGACCACUACAACACCUCCUAGGAAUAUUGCCAACAAAGCAACUGGAUCUAAAAAGAUACCUGCAAAACCAGUUAUCAAAUCAUCGCCAGCAAAGAGUGCCACAGCUUCUCCUAAAACUAGCCGAGCUAGAACUGCAGGAGCAGGCGUGAAAAAGAAAGCACCAGCCAUUUCAAAUACAUCGGCGUCUUCUACUAAAGAUACACUCGGUGUCCCAAGACCAACUCUAGUUAAGCAGUCCACAUUCACCAAAGAUUCUGCGUCCAUUCCAGAAAGUACACCUGUAAAUACGACCAUUGUAACUACAACUGCUUCAGGAGGUGCUAAACAGGAAAGUAAACCUUUGAAAGGCAGACCACAGGCACUUAACAUAAAUAAAAAGACAAGUGCUGUUAAAUCUAAACCUACUGGUAAGGAUACUACAGGAAAAUCAAAGUACAAUCCAUCUAGUACUCCACCUCUUUCAAAAAAGGCAUCCACAGUUUCAAAAAAGGCACCCACAACUAAAGGGCAUACUGAUAAAUGCGAUAUCAAGCGGCAGAGUGUUUUUGAGAAAGAAUUAGAAGAACUUCUUGGUGCAGCUGGAAAUCAACUAAGUACUGAAGUUGGUUCUCGUCUGACAUUCAUUGUAAGAAAGGGACCACCACAUGCACAUGCAAAGGAUAUUAGUGAAAGUGAAGCAGAAGAAAAGCAGAGCAAAGCAACCUCACAGGAACCUCCACAGUCCAAGUGUGACUCAGCUACAGUGUGUUCUAAAACUAGUGAACCAUCUAGUCAUGAAAAAAGUAGUGAUACAUGCACCAGUGAGCUUCAUCAGAAAAGUGUUGAAGUGUUGAAAAGUGUUGAAUCUGAUACUUAUAUUACUAGUGAUUCUGCUAGUAUAUGUUCUCAUGCAAGUGAGAUAACCACCACUUUUAGACCGCUACCUGAACGAAGUUUAUCUACUCCAGAACCAGGAUCACGUGGACCUUGGAUGAAGAGGGAUGACAGUGAUUUGACUUCACCAACAUCUUCAAUGGCAUCAUCUGCUCUCACCUCUCGCCACAACAGUUCAUACAGUUUGCAUGCUAUUAGUGAAUGUGGAGAUGCUCUAAACUGGAAACAUAGAGUUAACUCACAGUCAGCAUUUGGGAAUAGAAUUGAAACAUGGAGUCGCCAGAGCACACCACAAGCAGGACGGAAGAACAUGAUUGUCAACACAAAAUCCCAGAGUGUGAACAGCCUUAGUGGGGUUGAAUCUGAGAAAAAAGACAAGAAAAGAUUUUCUUUUUUAAGAUUUAAAUUCAGGAGUAAGAAGGGUUCAGACGAAGAGGGGAAAAAACCUUCCAAAGAGUCUAAGUCAAAGGAUACAAAGAAAAAAGAAGAAAAAUCAAAGAAAGAAAAAUCAAAUUCUACAGAAAACUUUGAAAGAUCUUCUGAACGAAGCAGUAAAAGGAGCUCAUUCAGAGCUAAGUUUUCACCUCGCAUUAAGAAAAAAGGAAAGAAAGAAGAGAAAGGAAAUAACACAAAGGAUAAGCCAGUAGAAAACAAUGAAGAGAAAUUAAAAGAACUAGAAAUGCAAAAGGAUGGUGAGAAAGGCAGUUUCGAGAAAGAGGUGUUCCAGGAACAGGAAAUUAACUUUGAAAGCAGGCUGGAGGGACUCGAUGAUUGGGAUAGUGACAAUAACAUUGAUAAGGAAGUCAUGCCAUAUUAUACGGAAGAAUGGGACAGUGACAAUGAUAUCAACAAGGAGACGAUGCCAGACUUGCCAGAGAGCAAUUCAGAUAUGGAGCGCAGUCCCGAUGAUGCACCUUAUCAGAUUUCAAUCAUUUAUAAAUGUUGUGAGACAGAAUCAGAUGGCAGUAAAGCAACUAGUGCUCUCAAAGUAUGCAAUGAAGAAGACCAAAAACCCAAAGGCUUAGAAAACCGCUUGAAUUCAUUCAUAAGGCUAGAUGAGAAAGACGAGACACAACAGGUUCCAAAAAACUCCCGAACGAGGCGGAGGACACUCAGUGCCGACGUAUCCCACCAAACAGAGUCACUGAACGGGUCACCUCGGCCUCAGAAACUGCAUCUUCCACAAAAGCCAUUCGGAAUGAAUCGAAGCGACAGUUCUCCAGCAACCGUAACAUCAGUUCUUGUAUCUCCUUAUAACUACAGUCCAUACAAGCGAUCAUCUGGUCAAAGUGCAGAGAUGACCCGUUUGAUUCAGGAUAUCAAACAGUUACGUCUUACAAAAGAUGACCUGAUGAAGCUUGGUAGUGAAGAAGGGGAUAAUGACCUUAUUAGUCCAUCAAGUUCAUCAACAAUCACCACUGUGUAAUCUUGCACCCCAGCAGACCAAGGGUGUACUAUAUUCCAUGAAGUACAGUCUUGGUGAAAUAUAUAGUGUUAGUUUUAUAUCACCAUGACCUAGAAUUCACUGCAUUUUAAGUGUUACUCUUUAAUUUAUUGACAUUCAAGACAAUUUGUUGUUUUAACUACCAGUGUUCAGGAUUUAAAAUGUUGUAAUUGAUUAUUAUAUACAAAUUACCACAUCGUUUAUUCUCAUUGUCAUUUAAAUAGUUUAUUCAUUAAUAAGUGGUCACCAAUUGUUUUCUCUAUUUUUAUUUUCAUAGAAUUCUUUAAAUAUAUUUUAUAAACGUGUUGUUUUGUUCAAUAAUGACUAAAUGUGCGUUUAUAUACAUUUUGACUUCCGUAAGUCCAGGACAAUUUGGUGCGACGGGCAUUUUCCAGUAAUUAGGAUAACUAGCUAUUGUAGCAGAAGUACUUAAACAUUAAUAGACAAUACAUUGGAUGCUGCAAUAACGAUGUUUAUUAUCAAUAGGCCUAUAUUUACGAUUACUGUACCUUAAGGUUUCUGGUGUUUUUGAAGUUUUCUAUGCUCAUGAUGUAUUGAUAAUUUAAGUUGUAUGUUUAUCAUUAUUCCUAUUUAUAAUGUACAGUUAUUUGAAUAUCAGAACAUUAAUAGCUUCUAAAGUUGGUACACAGCAUUAAUAACAAGUAAUCAUGAAUAUCAUUCAUCAGAUAUCAUUUAAAAUAUCAUCUGUGAAAUGAAAUUGAUUGUUGAUUAUAAAUUUACAGCAGGCGUGUGUAUCUAAAUUGAAUGUACUGUUAUAGAUGUGUGUCAUUCCCAAGGUUGAGAUACAUGAGUUCAAAAGUGGGGAGGGGAUGCCAUCUCAGAGUACAUUAGUAAUGAUUUUGACAGUUAAAGGGGGAAGGGUGGGAUGGGGAGCAAACACCCAUCAUGGUUCCAUCACUUAAUUUUCUACUGAUUAUCACAUAGAAUGUUCAUACAGAAUCAAAUACAACUCUUAAUGGCCAAUGUUUUUAACUAAGCAUUGUCAAAAUUUCUGAAAUAGCUACCGAAUCAUGAAUUGUUAAAUUCACUUUAUAGAGUAGAUUUGUUGUGUAGUCAAGUAUAGUUUUAUAUAUCUGGGAUUUAUGUUGAAAUCAAAGAUCUUUGGUUGAAAUGUAAUCUGCUUCAUGCUCAACAUAUUCUGUUUCGAGUAUCUGAGUAUUUUAAAGGUUUCAUAUAUUUAAGUGUGUGUGCUUAAAUUGGGAACAUUCUAUUUUGCAAUAUAGGCCCAUAAAUGGAUCUCUGUUUGUCACUGACACCAUUAUAAUGGACAUUUUUUAAAUUAGCACUAUCAUGUUACAAUAUUAUCAAGUCAUAUUCAACAACAAUAUAUCAAUACAGUAAUCAUAAUAAGUAAUUGAUGGAAUUUUGGAAUAUUGAAUCAACAUUUUAAAUUCGUAGGGCUCUGUGAUCAGGUUGUCUCUGUACCUCAAAACUUAUCUCUUCUGAUAAUUUUCCCCUUUUGUAUAAUAGAAAGUUAUGACUCAAGCCUAGAAAAUUUUAUACUCUUGCCAAAGAGAAUAUAAGGGAAGAGGUUCAAACACCAGAUAUUUACUCAUGUAUGUUACCAUUUGAGUUGUCAAAUGCACACACACGCCAAGUUACGACAUUUGCCAGAUCGUAGAAGGGGUGCUUUUGAAUAGAUUAUUUAUAUACUGUAUUUUAUUGAGGAGGUAUAAGACCUCUUUCCAUAUACACUCUUUGAGUCUAGGUUCAGUAAAUUGCUAUAGUCAAGAUACUAUUAAAGUACAUGUUCAUUUUAGAUGUAAAAGUAAGAGCCAGAGGUUUUGGGCUUUGUGGAAUUUUGCAAUAUGCUGUACAGAAUUUGUUAGUGAAUAUAUCUUGAUGUUUCCUUAGUAGGCCUGUAAAGAUUCUCAUGGUACUUGAUAUGUUCAUUAUUUUCACGUGUUGUGUCAGUAAUGCCUUGUAUGUAUAAUGAAAAUGAUAAUAAAGAAAUCAAAGGAAAUAAA
This is a messenger RNA of Anneissia japonica, 10923 nucleotides long. Its product is annotated as adenomatous polyposis coli protein-like. The record is from RefSeq and is a predicted model, not a curated record. NCBI's taxonomy places the organism in Eukaryota, Metazoa, Echinodermata, Crinoidea, Comatulida, Comatulidae. Gene Ontology annotation, biological process: negative regulation of microtubule depolymerization; cell migration; regulation of cell differentiation. Gene Ontology annotation, molecular function: microtubule binding; gamma-catenin binding; beta-catenin binding. Gene Ontology annotation, cellular component: catenin complex; cytoplasmic microtubule; beta-catenin destruction complex.